This is a messenger RNA of Yamadazyma jaroonii, 2382 nucleotides long. The record is from the annotation of a GenBank genome assembly. NCBI's taxonomy places the organism in Eukaryota, Fungi, Ascomycota, Pichiomycetes, Serinales, Debaryomycetaceae.
AUGGAUUCAAAAGAAUCUAGCAUAAGUGUCUCUGUAAGGGUACGGCCCUUUACAGAGCAUGAGAAUAGGAAUUUGGUCACGUAUGAAGAUCUGGUGUUCUUAGGUGACGGCUCAUUUAAAGAGACUGAGAAAUUCAAACCUUUAGGUAUAAGAAAUAUCAUCAAUGUAGUAGAUGAUAAGAUGUUAAUAUUUGACCCUCCCGAGACAAAUCCUUUGAAUAGAAUGCAUCGAAAAGUAUUCUCAUCUCCUAAUUCACGUAUAAGGGAACAUAGAUUUAUUUUUGAUAGGCUAUUCGACAUGAAAGCUACACAACAAGAAGUUUUUGAAAAUACUACCAAACCUUUAUUGGAUAGCAUACUUGAUGGUUUCAAUGCUACAGCUUUUGCCUAUGGUGCUACUGGCUGCGGUAAAACUCAUACUAUCUCGGGUACUCCUAAUGAUCCUGGUAUCAUCUUCUUAACAAUGAAAGAAUUAUAUAAUAAGAUUGAAGAUAUGAAUGACGAUAUAAUCGAAAUAACUUUAUCAUUCUUGGAAAUUUAUAAUGAAACCAUCAAAGAUUUGCUCAACCCUGUGACAAAUAAUAAAAGGUUGGCUAUAAGAGAAGAUGCAAAUAAGAAAGUUACGGUAUCAAAUUUAUCUGUUCAUUCACCUCAAAAUGUUGAAGAAGUAAUGAAUCUAAUCAUCGAAGGCAACAAGAAUAGAACUUGCUCUCCUACGGAAGCAAAUUUGACAUCUUCAAGAUCACAUGCUGUAUUACAAAUAAAUAUAUCGAAAAAAAAAAGGUCAGUUGAUUUGGUCGAAGAGCAUACCUAUGCUACAUUGUCGAUUAUUGAUUUAGCAGGUAGUGAAAGAGCUGCUGCAACUAAAAAUCGGGGUCAAAGGUUGAACGAGGGGGCAAAUAUCAACAAAUCCCUACUAGCUUUAGGGAAUUGCAUAAAUGCAUUAUGUGAUCCAAGGAAAUCGAAACAUAUUCCUUAUAGAGAUUCUAAAUUAACUAGAUUAUUAAAAUUUUCAUUAGGAGGGAACUGUAAAACAUGUAUGAUUGUCUGUGUAUCCCCUUCCUCCACACAUUAUGAUGAAACUUUGAAUACUUUGAAGUAUGCUAAUAGAGCCAAAGAGAUCAAAACAAAAUUGACUAGAAAUCAGCAUAAUUUAGAUAGACAUGUCGGUUCUUAUCUCAAAAUGAUUACCCAACAGAAGCAAGAGAUCGAAGAAUUGAAAAACAACCAAUUAGCUACCAUAACAAAUGCCGCUCAAAACCAAAAUCUUAAGAAUGAAAGGAAUUUGAAUUUAAUUAUCGAGAAUAUUUCAACUUUAAAACAGUCUGUUGAUCAAAAUCAGGAUAAAUGGAAAAAGUAUCUCCUUUUGUCCAAGAGAAAAAUUUUGUUGAUCCAGAAGAAUGAUUGUGAUAACCUCUUGAAAUACUUAAACAAGGAGAAUUCGUCCGUCAUAAAUUUAGUUGAGCAAUUAUUAUCCAAAGUGACAUUACAGAUCAGAGAUUUGGAAAAUCAAUACAACAAACCUGAUGAAACCGAUUUCAUCCUCAAGGUUAAAAGUGGUCAAUUCUUGAACAAUCUACAACAACAGGAACUUUGGAGUCAUUAUCAUACCACGAUAUUUGAGACACUCCUUAACGAUUUAAGAGAUCAUGUAGAAAGAGAAAUACUUUUCAACUCAUCAAUAUUAUUUGAUCAAUUGAUAAUGGAACUACAGGAAUAUAAUUUCUCAACUUUUGGACUCAUUGAUGUACUCAAUAAUGGUAAUAACAAGGAGAACAUGGAAUUCGAAUCAACAAAGUUGGUCGGAAUUCUUGAAAAUUUGAUUAAUGGAGAAUUUGACCAAUUCUUGGAGGCUAAGGCAUCACAGUUCUUUGCUAGACGUUUGGAGUCACUUGAACAAAAGAUCCACGAAGAUUUGAAACGAGGCAGCACUUCACCUUUGAAAAUGUCACCACCCAGGUCUGUCAAGAAAUUGUCAAGAGCCAAAUCUUCUCCUUCAUUCAGAUCAAGAAAAGUUCAUUUCGAAUCUGUUGAAAGUGACAUGAGCGUGGAUGAAAGCAUAUUGAAAAGUGAUCUUGAUGAUGAUUCGCCCUUACAAAACAAUAUACUUCAUAAUCUAGAUGAUUUGGACUUGAAACUUGAUAGCAGUUCAAAAAUAAGUCCCCAAAUCAACAAAAUCGUAGAUUAUAAGAGGAGGCCCAAAAGAAUUACAUCAUUAAGAAAAUUAGAGGAUAGACUAUUGUUGAAUAAGGCAUCCAAAGUGUCUGAAUUUGAAAUUAAAGAAUUUCCCAAUUUUAGCUUCAAAUCUCCUUCAGAAUUAUUGAAUUUCCAUGGCGAUGGGUCAAGAGGAGCUGAUAGCCAAUCUGCAGAGAAAGUUGAAUAG